AUGGGAGAUUACYACGACGUUUACCUGUUGUCAGACGUCGUMCUACUAGCAGACGUCUUUCAAAGCUUUCGAAAGAUGGCUAUGUCUUACUACGGGUUGGAUCCAGCGAACUUCUACACGGCUCCUGGGCUUUCCUGGAGUGCGCUGCGAAAGAAGACAGACGCACGGCUGGACCUCCUAACCGAUUAUGAAAUGUACCGCUUUAUGGAAGACGGUAUCCGUGGUGGAGUCUGCGGACCCAGCAGGCGUUACGCCAGAGCGAACAAUCCCCAGGUGGAGGGGUACGAUCCUGAAAAGCCAAACACCUACAUCUUUUACCUGGAUGCUAACAACCUCUAUGGGUGGGCAAUGUCCCAGCACCUACCCGUGCGCGACUUUGAGUGGACAGAACCACGCGAGUCAGAGUACUACAUGCGGAUAAGACCUGACAGCCGCAAAGGCUUCAUCCUGGAGGUGGAUUUGGAGUACCCGCCAGAACUACAYCACCUUCACAACGACUACCCACUUGCCCCGGAAGCAAUCGAAAUACCUUUCGAACAGCUAUCACCACUACAAAAGCGUCUAUGCCCCAACUACAAGCCGUACCGUAAAUUAACGAUGAACUUGAUGAACAAGAAAAAUUACGUUGUUCACUAUCGCAACCUGCAAUUCUAUGUGCGCCACGGAAUGCGUGUGACAAAGGUACACCGCGCUUUGAAGUUUCGUCAAGAGCCGUGGAUGCAACCUUACAUAGAUUUCAACACGGAAAAGCGCACAGCAGCAAAGAACGAUUUCGAGAAGAAUUUAUUCAAGCUGAUGAAUAAUAGUGUUUUCGGAAAGACCAUGGAGAACAUUCGCAAGCGUGUUUCCAUAAAGAUUGCUAACACUCGCGAAGAAGCAGAGGCGUAUGUGUCGCAACCAGGGUUUGUCCGCUAUGUAGAUAUGUUGAACUUCUUUGUAAUUCAUAUGAAGAAGGCAAACCUUUUCUUAAACAAGCCUGUAUACACCGGAUUUACCGUCCUGGAGCUGUCAAAACUGCUGAUGUAUGAGUUCUACUAUGACAAGCUAAAGCCAAAGUACGGAGACCGCUGUCACCUGCUAUACACGGACACCGACUCUCUGAUAAUGGAGAUAGAGACACCCGACGUUUACGCGGACUGCUUGGAGGACAUUGACGAAUACGACACGUCUGGUUACCCGAGGGAUCACCCACUUUACUCUGCGAAGAACAAGAAGGUUAUCGGGAAGAUGAAGGAUGAAAUGCUAGGCAAGCCAAUCGUGGAGUACGUCGGGUUAAAACCGAAGAUGUACAGCGUACUAAAGACAGACGGCGCAGAUAAGAAAGCCAAAGGUGUAAAAAAGUACGUGGUGAAGAAAGACUUGACUCACCAAUCGUACGUGGAUGUGCUUCAAACUCAAAAGUCUCAGAAGCACCAAAUGAACUCCCUGCGGUCCUUUAAACAUCAAAUACACAACGUUACGCAGGAGAAGGUGUCACUGUCAGCAUUUGAUGGUAAGAGAUGGAUGUGUGAUGAUGGCAUCCAUACGAUUAGCCUGACCCUUCUUAGCCAUCGCGCUUUGGAUCUGGUAAGUUUCCAAAGACCAAUUAGGAUCCGUAGCUCUUUUGGAUCCUCCUUCUAA
Actinia tenebrosa (Australian red waratah sea anemone) is the source of this 1620-nucleotide messenger RNA. RefSeq lists its product as uncharacterized. The record is from RefSeq and is a predicted model, not a curated record. NCBI's taxonomy places the organism in Eukaryota, Metazoa, Cnidaria, Anthozoa, Actiniaria, Actiniidae.